AUGACCGGCAUAUCGGAAGUGGCGUUGCAGGUGUUUAUUGAUCGUUUAUGGACUGGUUCAUAUUUUCGUUUCUGUGAAAGAUCUCGUAGUCGAGAAUCUAUCAUGGCUGAUCAACUUUGUGGUGUAUGGUUCUUACAGUCGGUAUCACCUCAACUUGCUGCCGAGGUGCUUCCGGAGAACAUGGUUCGUCAAGCGCUGAAAACCAUUUAUGAUUAUAAUGUCUGUCGAUUUGCUAAUGGAAAGAUGGGUGCAGUGAAUGGAAUGCGACCGGAUGGGAAGGUGGAUAGGGAGUAUAUACAGAGCCUCUCAAUAUGCUGUUUAAAGGCAGAUGAAGUCUGGACCGGAGUGACAUACGCUGUGGCUGCUUUCUUGUUACAGCAAGGCGAAACUGCAAAAGCAUUCCAUACUGCUUCUGGUUGCUACAAUGCGUGCUUUGAAAGAAUGGGAUUACAGUAUCAAACCCCGGAGGCAUUGUAUGAGACGAAGUUUGUCGUAUUUUAUUCUGUUUUGGUUUUUUUUUAUAUCUCUAUUGUUUUUAUGAUCGCAUUUCUUUCAAAUGAGAUGGAUAUCUUUAUCCGCCAG
This is a messenger RNA of Strongylus vulgaris, 582 nucleotides long. NCBI's taxonomy places the organism in Eukaryota, Metazoa, Nematoda, Chromadorea, Rhabditida, Strongylidae. The record is from the annotation of a GenBank genome assembly.